AUGGGUAAUGCAGCGUUCGCUCAAUGCGCCGUCAAUCGCACGAUAACCGCUACCUGGGUGUGUCGCGAGCAGCGGCUGACGAUGAACUCGUGUAUGCUUGCGCAUGCGAAGCCGGAGGAGGAGGACCGCGCCCGCGAGGAGUGGUUUGCGACGUAUGAGGAGCGGCGGAGGGAGAGGGAUGAGGAGCUGAGGAAGGUGGAGCAGAGGAGGGAGGAGAUUAUUCGGAUGAUGAGGGAGGAUGAGGCUAGGUCGAAGACGAGGUGA
This is a messenger RNA of Aspergillus pseudonomiae, 264 nucleotides long. RefSeq lists its product as uncharacterized. NCBI's taxonomy places the organism in Eukaryota, Fungi, Ascomycota, Eurotiomycetes, Eurotiales, Aspergillaceae. Bases 1 to 264 code for a protein of 87 amino acids. The transcript has a single exon. The record is from RefSeq and is a predicted model, not a curated record.